AAGGCGUAUUUGAACCAUUGUACAUUGGUUGCCACGGUAACAGAAACUUGUAUUACAAAACACCCUGAUUUCCGUUCUUUCUCUCUUUUCCUAGGUAUUAACACUACAAUGUUUCGAUCACCAAGUUCCAAUUUUUUGCCACAUUCCAGCGCCACUCAGACGCGUUUCCUACAGAACAGAAUUCAAGUCAUUGAAAAACACUUUGGUGAGAUCUGUACGGCCCUUGCGGUUUAUACUAGGAAAAUAGCUAGUCAAAGAGACAAAGGAGAUUGUCUGGCGCAGACGUUAAACGAGUACGCUGCAGCCGAAAAUGUCAACAAAAACUGCAGUCAGGGUAUUAAGGAUUUUGCCGAUAGCAUUUCUUUCAUAUCAGACUACAGAGAUACUUGCGUUAACCGAUUGGAAGAGACCAUCAUUCAAGAAAUUUCGGAUUAUGCGGGAAUCUGUAAGUCAGCCAUGGAAGACAUCCGAAGUUGUAGCGUCGCAUACGAAAAAGAGAUAAGUCAGCUAAAGUAUGUUCACAAGCUACGGCAACAAAACCCAUUAGGCCGAAUGCAAAUCGGAAAAGCAGAGAGUGAUUUAGCACAAGCCACUACUCAAUCCGUCCGUCUAGGAAAAUCUAUAGAAGAAAGAAUCGAUAAAUUGGAAAAGAAGAAACUCGAAGAUCUAAUUGGCUGGAUGAAGAAAUUGGCUUUGAUUGAAAUGAGUUUACACUCUUCGUCGCUAUCGAUUUUAACCAAGGCAUACCAACAGCUAGAAAAUGUUGAUAUUGAAUCAGACCUCGAAGAGUUCCGGAACACUUUAAGACUCAAUUUGCCACUCGCAGAAUCUAGUCCGGCCAGAGCCCAAUCAGUUCCAUCAAUUGCUUUGCCUAAAACGCCAACUGAUAUCCCGUCUAAAGUAAAAAGAUCCAAAUCUUUCUCGGAUUACAGACAACGGGCUGAGUCUCUAGAUUCACUAAAAGUAGAAGAGUACGAAGAGCUAAAACAAACUGAAGAUUCAGACGACGAUGAAGAAUCUGAGAAAGAACCAUCCCCACCGCGGAUGUCGGUUGUGCGGCGCAAAUAGCCAGUUCAACGCCAAAGAGGUCCAAAGUCUGAUUUAUUUUAAAGGUUGGUGUUAAAUACAAUAGCAAGUACAGGAAACCUUUCACAUCUCUCCUAGUGCUGCUGCCGUUUGAUGCGGCGCUCCAGUUUGCGUUUUUUCUUAUCGUCCUGUGCAUCUUGCUCUGCAGUAGGUGCCUUUUGGAAGAACCAUGGACUAAGGAAAUUUUUCCACGCCAUAUGGAACAAUCGACAAGGGACCUACAAAGGAGAACACAGCAUCUAAAAACCUAUGCUAAAAAGAAGCUAUUUGAUGACAUACCACCAGUAGAAUUAGCCAAAAGUAACUGGAAAUGGAAGACAGGACUUCGGUUGCACUUGUUAAGAUAAUGGCAUCCUUAAUGUGCCUGUUAACAAAACAUAAAAUCUACAAUAUAAAUAAAUUCAACUAAGUUAUACAAUUA
Daphnia magna is the source of this 1507-nucleotide messenger RNA. RefSeq names its product protein FAM92A (gene Fam92). The transcript is spliced from 5 exons. Bases 109 to 1068 code for a protein of 319 amino acids. Gene Ontology annotation, cellular component: ciliary basal body; ciliary transition zone. The record is from RefSeq and is a predicted model, not a curated record. Lineage: Eukaryota; Metazoa; Arthropoda; Branchiopoda; Diplostraca; Daphniidae. Gene Ontology annotation, biological process: cilium assembly.